Molecule: messenger RNA, 1837 nt
Organism: Pyrus x bretschneideri (Chinese white pear)
Lineage: Eukaryota; Viridiplantae; Streptophyta; Magnoliopsida; Rosales; Rosaceae
Exons: 1
Coding region: 269-1147 (292 amino acids)
Source: RefSeq, a predicted model, not a curated record
GCCAAUAGUUCUUUUCUUAGACGUUAUUUUCUUUGCUUACAAAAAUGUACGUUACAAAGCCUCUGUCUGUGUAUAGAAGGUCUCCUCAGUUACUUUCUCUACCGCCCCCGGAGGGGCCAAAUUCCGGUUAUCUUGUACUUCAUGACGACGAAUCAGUCGAGAUUAACUGUUGCGGAUGCGAGGACAACGUGGUUAGAGGUUUGCCUUUCCCUCAGAACAAGGAUUUAACCGUUGGAUAUGGCUCAGAUGACGAUGCUGUUGCCUUCAGAUGGCUCAGAACACGGAUAUUGGCUGUUGCGGCGGUAAAAGUAUUCCAAAUGCUAAACCAAAACCCUUGGACCCGUCAGACAUAUAUCAGCAAUUUAGGAUACUUCCCAAGGAGAUGGGCAGCAGUCCUUUUUUUGCCAAGUCUGUUGAUCCAGAUGGUUUUCCUCCUUACUUCUUGAGGAGGAAAGGGUGGAGCGUGAGAAUGAGCACGCUGGAUCGUAACCAAUUGGGUGAAGCCUCAGGACUCAACUCUUCACUACGAGCUAGCCUUCCCGGGUUUGAUUUUCCAUUAUCACAUGAUUGCUCUGAAGUAGUGUGUGUUGGCAAGUGGUAUUGUCCUUUCAUGUUUGUCAAGGAAGGAGGGGUGAAGUUGAAGGACCAAAUGAAAUAUUCCAUGUACUAUGAAAUAAAACUUGAGCAAAGAUGGGAAAAGAUUUUUGACAGCGUUUAUGAGAACGCCGAAGGAAAAAAGAAUCCUGCUGUGUUUGUGGAUGCUUUUGUUCAAAGAGAGGUGGUUUAUGUGGGUGGACAGGAGGCUGUUUGGGAUGAAAGAAAUGCGGGUGCGGGUGAUAUGUUCGUGUGGUUUAAGAGUUUUCAUGGGGUGGGACGGGAAACAAGUGUGGGAUUGAGCAUGAAAGUUUUUGAAAGAAUGAAAUGGGAGCAGGAAAGAGUUGGAUGGGUUGGUGGGGAUGAAGGGCAAGUGAGGGUGCAGAGAGUGGAAGAGUUUGGGGGAAGGGGUGGUGGCGGGUGGAAGAGAUUUAGUUGUUACGUGCUAGUAGAGAGGUUUGUAUUGAAGAGAAUGUCUACGACAGGAAGCGCGGCAGGACUACUUGCAUAUGAUUUCAAGCACACUCACCAGAUUAGUAGAAAAUGGGAAUGACAAAAAUUUGGUUGCUACACCUACAUGUACUGAAAUGAAUGGACGGGAAGUUUGGUAUCGAGUCAUGGUUUUCAGACACGCUGAUCAUUGUAUUUAGGGCCGAAAAAACUUCCGAUUUGUCCUGUUUUCGGGUAUACACUAAUCGUUUUAGGUACAUUAUUGCAGCAUUGUUCUUUUAUAAUGUUUCUGGACAGAAUCAUGAGCAGUGUAUAAAUAAUGAGUGUUUCCAUUAUAAUGUCUUCAAUCUCAGGUCUUGCACAGAAAGACAUUAAGCUUGAAAGAAACCUUAACUUCCAGCUUAUGAUGAUCAUGGAAUUUUUUAACCUUCGAGAUAUAUGCUAACAUUCCGACUUAAUUAGCUACGCGCCUGUCUUCCAGAUUUCAACUUCCCAUUAUCGCUUACAAGCUCGAAUCCGGUGGUUGUGAGAAAGUGGUAUUGCCCCUUCAUGUUUGUUAAGGAGGGAACACCAAAAGAUCAAAUGAGCAGGACAAGGUUUUACGAGAUGACACUUGAGCAAAGAUGGGAACAAAUAUUUGCACGUGACGUAAUUACAGCGAAGGCAACGCUGUGGUGGUUGAUGUUUUCAUUGAAAACGUGUCUGUUGCUGUUGGUGGGAACGCGGAUGCUGUGCAUGAGGAGAUGGAUGUGGCUAAUGGGGUUAUGUGGUAUAGGGGUUUAGACAAUGUAGG